UUUUUUUACAUAUGAGCGCCAGUCCGCCCUUCGGGACUCCAUCGGGACUAAGAAGUGCGAAGACGGCACGGGAAGCCCCGUGUUAGCCAGAGGAGCGAUGGUUUGGCCAAAAUAAGCCCGACUUUCUGUCGCCAGAGAGGGAAACUUAAAACAAGUCCUGGUUUUCGGGAGUCCCACCGCCCCUCCGCUCUCCCCGUAGGAUUUGAUUCAAAGGCGAAUCCAAGAUGGCUGCUGAUUCCGUGCAGGGGGAUGCCAGGGCCCAACUGGUGGCAGAGCGACUCGGUCUUGGACAGAACCUUGACCUGUCUGACACCAUGGUCCAGCAGAAGCUGGAGGAGAUCAAGGAGCAGAUCCGCCGUGAGAUCCGGAAGGAGUUAAAGAUCAAAGAGGGGGCAGAGAACCUGCGCAAGGUCACCACAGACAAGAAGAGCCUGGCUUAUGUGGACAAUAUGCUAAAGAAAUCUAACAAGAAGGUGGAAGAGCUUCACCAGGAACUACAAGAACUAAAUGCUCACAUUGUGGUCAAAGAUCCAGAAGAACUUUCAGAGCGAGCCAUCGCCAGACACGAGGUGCGGGAGAUCGAGCAGCGGCACACUCAGGACGGCCUGAGGGAGCGCGGGCCGGCCGCCGCGCUGUCCGACAGCGACGACGACCUGGUGAUCAUCUACAACCGCGUGCCCAAGACCGCCAGCACCUCCUUCACCAACAUCGCCUACGACCUGUGUGGGAAGAACCGCUACCACGUGCUGCACAUCAACACCACCAAAAACAACCCCGUGAUGUCCAUACAGGACCAGGUGCGGUUUGUAAAGAACGUGACAGAAUGGAGGGAAAUGAAGCCGGCGUUUUACCACGGCCACGUCUCCUUCCUGGAUUUCACCAAGUUUGGAGUGAAGAGGAAGCCCGUCUACAUAAACCUGAUCAGGGACCCCAUCGAGAGGCUGGUGUCUUAUUAUUACUUUCUGCGUUUUGGGGACGACUACCGACCAGGCCUGAGACGCAGGAAGCAAGGAGAUAAGAAGACCUUUGAUGAGUGUGUAUCAGCCGGCGGAUCGGACUGCGCUCCUGAGAGACUUUGGCUCCAGAUCCCCUUUUUCUGUGGUCACUAUUCUGAAUGUUGGAACGUGGGCAGCCAGUGGGCUCUGGAGCAGGCCAAGUACAACCUGGUGAACGAGUACAUGCUGGUGGGAGUAACGGAAGAGCUGGAGGACUUUGUGAUGAUGCUGGAGGCCGCGCUGCCACGUUUCUUCAGAGGAGCCACCGAGCUCUAUAAAACAGGUAAGAAAUCCCACUUAAGGAGGACCAGUGAGAAAAAGCCACCCACCAAGGAAUCCGUGGCCAAGCUGCAGCAGUCAGACAUCUGGAAGAUGGAGAACGAGUUCUAUGAGUUCGCACUGGAGCAGUUCCAGUUCGUCAGGGCCCAUGCUGUCAGAGAAAAAGACGGGGAACUCUACAUGCUGGCUCAAAACUUCUUCUACGAAAAGAUCUAUCCCAAAAACUAAAACGGGCUCUCUCACCAGAACAGGUGGGGGCAGAAUUAGACACUUUCUGGGGAGAAGACGUGGAAAGAUGGCGGGCGGUGAGAGGCAAGGACUUGCUGCUGUCGGUUUGCAGGUUUUGUGACGGAGGACCCGAUGCGGCGCCGCUACGUAAUCCUUAUGCCGACUGUUGUUAUCCAUCACCGGCUCAGUCAGCUGGACGGGCAGCUUGUGUUUCAUCCGCAGGUUGUUCUUAGCAGAUCCUCCACUCUGUUUUCCUUCCACAACAAAGGCCGCCUGUGCCGAGGAGCCCCGGCCGGCAUGUGUGCACAGACGACCCGGCCCGCUGUGGAUCAGGUGUGAACCUGGCUGCUUCUUUAACCUGGAGCAAAAGAAAACACUGGCUCUGUACUGUUUGAUCGUGUUUGGUUGUAUUUUAGCUCUUUAAUAUGAAUACUGUUCACAUGUGAGGACUGACAUUUGUCCCGGUGAAAGGCCUCACCUCCGCGACUAACAUAAAGAGACUGAAACUGUAAAAAGGUGACUACCGGCUUGGACCUAAAAAAAAAAAACAUUUGCCGUUUUUUGGGAGGGGAUCUGCUUGUAGACUUUUUACUGGGGAAAGUGUGUGUGUGUGUGUUUUCUAUUUUACUUGAUGUGUGACUUGUAAAUGAAGGGUGCUUUUACACUUGAUGUUAUUGGUGGGUUAGAUGCUGCUUCUCUAAACAUUUUAAGUCCCUUUUUUCCUUUUCAAGCAGUGGCUCAUGUAUUUUGUAGCGAUGCACCGAUCAGCAGCUUGUGGCCGAUUUAUGUUCAUUGAUUUUUCUAAAGAUUUGACCCGUUGACACCGAUUUUGGCUGACUUUCUUUACAGACUAUUUUGAACCCUACUUGCUGAUAGCAGGAUGCCUGGAAAGGUGAUCGAUUAUUUAUGUUUAGAGCAGAGGUGACAUCACACUGUGUGUGAGAGAGCAGUCGCUGUAAAACAGGGUUUUGCCAAUUACAAAGACAAAAGAAUUCUGGAGGUGAAAUCCAAA
Molecule: messenger RNA, 2514 nt
Organism: Fundulus heteroclitus (mummichog)
Lineage: Eukaryota; Metazoa; Chordata; Actinopteri; Cyprinodontiformes; Fundulidae
Product: heparan sulfate 2-O-sulfotransferase 1-like
Exons: 9
Coding region: 225-1502 (425 amino acids)
Biological process (GO): signal transduction; protein phosphorylation
Cellular component (GO): membrane
Molecular function (GO): heparan sulfate 2-sulfotransferase activity; small GTPase binding; protein serine/threonine kinase activity
Source: RefSeq, a predicted model, not a curated record